Messenger RNA from Drosophila bipectinata, 934 nucleotides. Its product is annotated as putative ribosome-binding factor A, mitochondrial. Gene Ontology annotation, biological process: rRNA processing. NCBI's taxonomy places the organism in Eukaryota, Metazoa, Arthropoda, Insecta, Diptera, Drosophilidae. The record is from RefSeq and is a predicted model, not a curated record.
UCGAAAGAUGUCAUUGCCAGAAUCCAUAGAAAGGCUGAAGCGGCAACACUGCAUUGUUUGUUUUUAUAUAAUGUUAGGUGCUCGUGUUUUUAAUUUAAGCCCCGGUAUCAGCGCCUUUUGUCGCUGUCCUUGUGUAAGAAACAAAAGUACCAGCAAGACUAGCGAUGGCUUAAGACAGCAGGGCAAAAUCUUCAGGACUUUACUGGGGAAUCGUGUUAAAGGCAGCAAAAAACGCUGGUACCCGGCGCAAGAUGACAAAUUCAGCCGCUCGGAUUCGCAGCCCACGACGGGUGUUUCCCUAUCCCGUCCACAUGCCUCGAAAAGCAACAAUCGCCGCAUAUCCGUGCUCAACAAACUCUUCAUGACCAACAUAACCGAUUUUCUGGCCACCUCCGAGAUCUCCGAAUCGAUUGUAGGCCGAGGCAUGCAGGUGUCGUAUGUGAACAUCACCAGGGACUUCUCGCAGGUGAAUGUGUACUGGAUGGGACAGGGCGAUGAAGAAGCCAACCAGAUGCUCGAACAGGAACUCUUCCGCUGCAGCGGACAACUACAGCAUGAGCUCUCCCAGCUUCGGUUGAUGGGUGAAGUUCCCCGCAUCAGGUUUCACCGGGACAAGACUGGAAUCCACCUCCAUCAGGUUCAGGAUUUGCUUUCCAAACUCGGUCGAGAUGGCAAGUUGGAGGCUGAAAACUCCGAGGACCUGAAAGAAAACGAUUCAGAAAGUUGUAGUGCCCCAACGGAGACUAGUAUUGUACCUAAGACUUGGCCAAAAAUGCGCCAGGAUGUCUUGAAUCUAAAUCACCACCUAAUCAUGGAUAAAAUAUACAUCAAGAUGCGGAAAAGUAAAGAAGCCUGGGAUAGUUACACCCGAGAGAAAUCAAACGCGCCAAAAACCGAACCGGAACAAGAAAACGAAAAGAACGCUAAGGAAUGA